AGACGGCGCCCCCGAGUCGGGCGGCGAGCGCUCCCUUCUGUCACACUCGCUUCUGUCUAUGGUGCGCUCGACGAGUUUGCGUUUCCGGGUCGGUUUUCCUUACUGCCGUUCAGCUGAGGAGCUCCUUAGUCCUUAGCAGCAGCAGCAAGCCGACGAGCUAGAGACGCGAAGGGAAUCGAGAUUUCGUAGACCCACGGAGAGAGGGCGCGGAGCCGCAAAGUGAGACGCAGGAUGGAAUAAAAUCUGUAACCAGGCAGCGCUCAUACAAGCUGGGCUUCAGAUCGGCGCCACGAUCCGCUUGUAAGUCUGGCAGAAUACUCAUGGGGUGUACCUUUGGCCAUGGUAGUGCAAAACUCGAGGUUCAUUCUGAUUGACAAUCCAAAAAAUUCCAAAAGGAGAUCUGGCCUCAUGAAUUGAGUGGAUUACAAUUUCACCAUUGACAGAACAAGAAGCAUGCUGCUAAUUUGCACUUCCACUGGGUAAAGACGGCAGAGUCGUGAGUGCUGCUUGCACUGUUUGGAAGCUGAACUAUGGGGAACACUGCAACAAAGUUUCGCAAGGCACUUAUAAAUGGAGAUGAAGCACUUGCUUACCAGCUCUAUGAGAGCAACCCCCAGUUCAAGGAAUCCCUGGAUCCAAAUACCUCAUAUGGGGAACCCUACCAACACAACACUCCCCUUCACUAUGCUGCAAAGCACGCUAUGACCCGUCUGCUCAGAGCUUUCCUCUACAGUAAGGAUGGCAACCCAAACAAGCGCAAUAUCCACAACGAAACAUCAAUGCACCUGAUUUGCAUGGGACCGCAAAUUAUGCUACCAGAGGGGGCACUGCACCCGAGGAUUUCCCGGCCAUAUGAGGAUGAGCAGAAAAGAGCAGACUGUCUGCAGAUGACCCUCAAGUGGACUGGGGCGAAGCUGGACCAGGGAGAGUACGAACGAGCAGAUGUCAAUGCAGUUGACAACAAGAAAAGCACGUGUUUGCACUACGCUGCUGCCUCAGGGAUGAAAAGUUGCGUGGAGUACCUGGUGAAAAGUAAUGCAGACUUGUUUUGUGAAAAUGAAGAUAAAGACACUCCCUGUGACUGUGCAGAGAAGCAGCACCACAAAGAACUGGCACUGAAUCUUGAAUCUCAGAUGGUCUUCUCCAGAGAUCCUGAAGCCGACGACAUUGAAGCAGAGUAUGCUGCUUUAGACAGAAGGGAGCCCUAUGAAGGCCUGAGACCCCAGGAUCUGCGCCGCUUAAAGGAUAUGCUCAUUGUAGAGACUGCGGAUAUGCUCCAGACGCCCCUUUUCACUGCUGAAGCCCUGCUCCGAGCACAUGACUGGGACAGGGAAAAAUUACUUGAAGCCUGGAUGUCCAAUGCUGAAGACUGCUGCCAGCGUUCAGGCGUUCAGAUGCCUACUCCUCCUCCAAGUGGGUAUAAUGCCUGGGACACCCUUCCCUCUCCUAGGACACCUCGUACCACCCGUUCCUCUGUCACAUCACCUGAUGAAAUCAGCUUGUCCCCUGGUGAUGAAGACAUGCCUCUGUGUGGCAUUUGCAUGUGCAGCAUUUCAGUGUUUGAAGACCCAGUGGACAUGCCGUGUGGACAUGAAUUUUGCAGGGCAUGCUGGGAAGGGUUUUUAAACAUGAAGAUUCAGGAAGGAGAGGCACAUAAUAUCUUCUGCCCAGCCUAUGACUGUUUCCAGCUGGUUCCUGUGGAAGUCAUAGAGAGUGUGGUUUCCAGAGAGAUGGAUAAGCGAUACCUUCAGUUUGAUAUUAAGGCUUUUGUAGAAAACAACCCUGCCAUUCGGUGGUGUCCCACAGCAGGCUGUGAGAGAGCUGUACGGUUAACGAGGCAGGGUCCAGGGACGACUGGAUCAGACCCACUCACCUUCCCUUUGUUGAGAGCUCCUGCAGUGGAUUGUGGAAAGGGCCAUCUCUUCUGCUGGGAAUGUUUAGGGGAGGCACAUGAACCAUGUGACUGCCAAACCUGGAAGAUGUGGUUGCAGAAAGUUUCCGAAAUGAAGCCAGAAGAAUUGGUUGGAGUCAGCGAGGCAUAUGAAGAUGCUGCCAACUGCUUGUGGUUACUUACAAACUCCAAGCCAUGCGCCAACUGCAAGUCUCCAAUCCAGAAGAAUGAGGGUUGCAAUCAUAUGCAGUGUGCCAAGUGCAAGUACGACUUCUGUUGGAUCUGCCUGGAGGAGUGGAAAAAACACAGUUCAUCCACAGGAGGUUACUAUCGGUGCACUCGAUAUGAGGUCAUUCAGCAGGUGGAGGAGCAGUCCAAGGAGAUGACAGUGGAGGCCGAGAAGAAGCACAAGACCUUUCAGGAGCUGGACCGAUUUAUGCACUACUACACUAGAUAUAAAAACCACGAGCACAGCUACCAGCUGGAACAGCGACUGCUAAAAACAGCCAAAGAAAAGAUGGAACAGUUAAGCAGAGCUCUCAGCAGAGCAGAAGGGGGCCCACCUGAUACCACCUUCAUUGAAGACGCUGUACACGAGCUCUUGAAAACCCGCCGUAUCCUUAAGUGUUCUUAUCCAUAUGGUUUUUUUUUGGAACCCAAAAGCACAAAGAAGGAGAUUUUUGAACUAAUGCAGACUGACCUUGAAAUGGUGACUGAAGAUCUUGCGCAAAAAGUUAACCGGCCUUAUCUUCGCACCCCUCGCCAUAAAAUUAUCCGAGCGGCAUGCCUUGUUCAACAAAAAAGACAGGAGUUCCUGGCUUCAGUGGCCCGUGGUGUUGCUCCCAAUGACUCUCCUGAGGCUCCCAGACAUAGUUUUGCAGGCGGAACAUGGGAUUGGGAAUAUUUGGGAUUUGCAUCACCAGAGAUCCUGAGGAAUCAAUCAAUACUUGGAGGGAGUGCUCAAAUGGAAAACUCUCAAAGUGCAGGAAUCCAGCAGCAGGAAUAUGCAGAGUUUCAAUACAGAAGGAGGCACCGGCAACGCAGACGUGGAGAUAUGCACAGCCUCCGCAGCAAUACCCCAGACCCAGAUGACCCAAGUGAGAGCACUUUAGAGACCCAAGAGGGAGGUAGCAGUCGGAGACAUGGCACUUCCAUGGUGAGUUCAGCUUCUAUGAGUAUUCUGCAAAGCUCUUCGCUUCAUGACUAUACUACUGUCAGUCGCUCUGAAAACCAGGACUCUCUUCAGGCUCUGAGCUCCUUGGAUGAAGAUGACCCAAAUAUUCUUCUAGCCAUCCAGCUUUCAUUGCAAGAGUCUGGACUGGCAAUGGCUGGCGAUACCCAAGAGUUCCUUAACAAUGAAGCUUCACUGGGUGCAAUUGGCACAUCUUUGCCUUCUAGACUUAACACAGCUCCACAGAGUAUGGAGGUUCCCAGAGCAUCUCUUAGUAGUUCAGAGCUGCUGGAACUUGGCGACAGUCUUAUGAGAUUAGGCUCAGUGACAAAUCCCUAUGCCACUGAUCGUUUUGAGAACAUGUGUUCUUUUGGUGAUGCUGCGGGAGGAGUCCUGUCCUCUUCCAGCGAUACUGAUUCUGCAAGCCACGACCCAUCGAUGAAUGCAAAUCUGUUAGGCAACAUCAUGGCUUGGUUUCAUGAUAUGAACCCUCAGAGUAUAGCACUCAUUCCCACUGCACCCUCUGAAACAGACUUGGACUCUCAGCAGCUAAGCACUUCAGAGGAGCUGCAGUCUUGCAGGACAGAAGAAGCAGCCCAGCAAGAGCAGCAUGUACACUUUGAGAGUCCAAGUGCUGGAGAAGGAAACCAGGCCAUGGAAUCAGAGGAACGCACCUUCCAGGAGAGAGCUGCUGUCCAGGAUCCCCUGCAAGAAAGCAUGGAGCAACACUGUAGUGGGGAACUGGGUCAUUCAGGCAGGUCAGAAUGUGACUCAGCCCCUGAAUCACAAAUUGUUAGUACGACAUCUGAAUGGGAUGAACAGGUUCACUUAGUCUGACCAUGCUGCGGAGGUAGCACACCUUGAAAUGGUAACCAGUUUGAUUUGGCCAUUUAGCAGCAGUGGCAGUCACUAAAAAUGGAAAACAAAAGGCAUACCAAUUAACAAUUAAAAUUAUUUCCUGUUGGUGGCUUUAAAAAGAGUUUUUUUUCUCCUACUUCUUCACAAAGUAGGGAGGUAAGCAAUUUUGCUGACUUUUCAGAAAUCCCUGGAGCAGUAAAUCAGUAAAAGUUGUUGACGUAAACCAUUAUGACAACACCUCUAACACUCUGGAGACAAAAAGAGAUCCACGACUCGAUGAAGAAAAACACUAGGGAAGGAGCCAACUGUAGGCCUGUUCAUCGACAUUACAGACAACUGUAGCAGAACGUCUGAAAAUCGAGUAGUCCAACGGAUUAGAGUUGACGAAGAGCACUUUUACGGAUUGAUUUUUAAAGCAUCGAAUUUAAAGAUUGUUGCUCUGGCUACUGUUAAAUGUAAAGGUGAUAAAAAAAAAAUUCAAAUAAUUAGGUUUUUUCUUUAUUUGUUUCUGAUCAUAAACCCAAGCUUCACAUCUUACCGUUUUUUUUUAGGUGUUUUUUUUUUUAUUAUUAUUUAAUAAUGCCAACAUUAUCAAAUAACGGUUUGGCAGAAAGGUACAAGGCUGGACAGGAGCAAUUGCUGAUUCAAAGUUUGAAGUACAAUCAAAAAGCUGGAUUGCUGACAUUUAUAUAAACAAUAAAUCUGCCUAUUUUAUACCAAAAGGUGCCAAACUGUAAUCAUCUAAAGCAUUUCAUUUGGUUUAUUAAGUGUAAAUUGUGCCUGUGUUGUUGCAAACCAAUCAGACUACACUUUUUUGAUUUAUUAAACCGUUUUUUAAAUGAAUAUAUAGAACGAAUUUUUGUUGGCAGAUACAAACUGUACUGUCAGCCGUGUUUAUUCAAAGCUGCUGAUUCCAAGCAAAACAGAAAUGGGCAGCAUGAGGUGCACUAUGAAACAACAGACACUUUACUGGAAGUGCAAUCAUUUUCUUUUUUUCUUUUCUAUCUGUUUCCUUUCCUUACUUUGCAAGUAUUUGAAGCACUAUUGCGUGCCAGAGACCAUUUGAAAACAGCAGCUUCAGCAGCCCUGCAAUACAAAGUGAUUCUCUGUUUUUCGAGCGAGCUGCAGUGCUAACGUCAAGGCGGUUAAUCAGCCCAGAUCCAUUGCUGUGCCUUUUUUCUAGCCCCACUUUAUUUAUCGCCAUGCAUCAUGACCUAUUUCCAGAUCUGCAUGUCCUAACUUAGAACGAUAUUAAGAUAUCAAAACCAGAACUAAAUGAGUGAAUUUUCAAAUGGCAUAUUUUUAUUUUCAUUGGGUUCUUUUUACAUUGAAAGAAUUGAUUAGGCCAUUCAAACUUAUUUUUUUAUGCAUUGACAAUAUAACAGUUUUUACAUGAAUGUAGUUAAAUGCAUUGUGUUCAUUGUUGGUUAACAUUGUAGCAUUUGAGUUUUUCAGUUCAGUUUUCGUUAAUAUUUUUUUUUUUUUGGUUAGGCAUAAUUUGGGUUUUUGGAGUGAGACAUGCACAGUCUGAAGGAAAAAUGGCAAAAGAAAUACAUUUGUUCAAAUAAGUAGAUUAGGAGAAUAUUGUUUCGAUAUGUUACUGAGAUUUAAGUGUUAGACCACUAGAAAGGCAUGAUGUGCUUCUGGAUAUUGUCUCAUGUUGAACGAUAACUGACAACUGAUAUUCCCUAAUAUCUUAUUAACCACUGUCAUUUUAAAAAUGUAUUUAGACAGUAAGAAUUCGAUUCAAUCUAUUUUUACUUGUAAUUAUUUCAAUAAAAUGAACACCCUGAGAGUCUUCUCAGUUCAAUUUGGUUUUAUUCUAAAUUAUUGUCUAACAUUUCUUAACUAAUUGUAAUUUAUCGCGGAGAAAAGUUACAGUUAAAUUAAAAAACGAUCUGUAUUACAUUGAAACGUGUCUUGCAAAGUACAGAUGUGUAAGAUUGCUGUAUAUGAAGUUAAGUGAACUUUGUGGGAUUUAUGCUUUGUAAACCAUUGUUUGAGUUGUGGAGUUCAGCCAUUGUCUACUUCUGUGUAGCAGUAUGCUGUGCAUGAAAAAAUGGGUUAUAUGACAUACAAUUUGUAUUUUCUUGGUACAGAAUUUAAGAACAAAUUAAGAACAGAACUGAACUGUCAAGGCAAAUGACUUUAAAAAAUUGGCACGCCUAUUUUGUAUCCCAGUUAAAUUUUAUAUUGUAAAAAAACAAAAAAAAAAAAAAAAACUUAACCUUGAAACGCUGUUUGCACUUUCAUAAUCAAUACUUGAUACAUUCCCGGAUUUAUAUAUGGAAAUAAGUAAUGUUUGAUGUCUGGCCAAUUGAUGAAAGUAUCAGUUAAGUUUUACUGUUAAUAAAAACUGUGUAAAACUUGCUUUGACUUGGCAUUUCAUCGCUCCUUUUGCUCAUGUCAUUUCUUUUUCCUGAGAGAUAUUUGUUCUAUUAAAUGUACACUAAAGUACUUUCAA
This is a messenger RNA of Polypterus senegalus (gray bichir), 6384 nucleotides long. RefSeq names its product ankyrin repeat and IBR domain-containing protein 1-like. The transcript has 22 exons. Gene Ontology annotation, molecular function: ubiquitin protein ligase activity; zinc ion binding; ubiquitin conjugating enzyme binding. The coding region runs from base 531 to 3899 and encodes 1122 amino acids. Gene Ontology annotation, cellular component: ubiquitin ligase complex; cytoplasm. NCBI's taxonomy places the organism in Eukaryota, Metazoa, Chordata, Cladistia, Polypteriformes, Polypteridae. The record is from RefSeq and is a predicted model, not a curated record. Gene Ontology annotation, biological process: protein polyubiquitination; ubiquitin-dependent protein catabolic process; positive regulation of proteasomal ubiquitin-dependent protein catabolic process.